AAAGAAAGUCAAUGGGAAAUUAUCAAAAGUGGCGCAAAAUGUUGGAACAUUUUUAGAGAGUGCAUUAGCUAGUUAAUCGUCCUUAUUUCGGCUUAUUUCUUUCGUUUUGCUUCUGAUUGGAUUUAGGCAGUACUGAGCAUGAAGUCUGCCAGUACUCCGUACUUUAUACUACUAUUCAUAAUAAUAGUUUUCCAACGUUUGCCAAAAGAAAACAGCCGUACGAAAGGACCAUUGGAAGCUAUUUGUGAAUACGAUAGCCAUGCACUGUGUCCAGAAUGCUUCUCAAUGUUACCAAAGUGUGAUGAUUUGCAUAAACUGUUCGUGCCGCAUGCGGAAAACCUUUUCAAUAGAAUCAACAGUGUGUUUAAUUCACACACGACCAGGAUUGGUGCGUUUCAAAAACAGAACAAUCCAGCUGUAUUGAAACAUACCAAUCGUGGUGAAAUAAUAGAAAAAUUGUUACAAGAAUUUUGUGAGUUGCAUCCACAACCCAAGCAACACUGCACUUCUUGGAAACGCAACGGCAGCGUAGAGGAAGCAAAAGAAUUCAUCAAAGAAUCAAUACUAGAUACUGCAAGGAUUGAAGGCUGCAUCUUUUGUCCAACCACUGGCAAUAGGCAAACAUUGCAACGGUUUUUAGCUUUAUUCGAGCCUGCAGACAAUGAAUUGUGGAAUCUUCUAGCCAUACGCACAAACGUAGAGCCGCUGCUACUAAAACUGUUCUCAAUGCGUGAUACCUAUUUUUAUGUACCAAAACUUUUGGCCACGGUCGGUUUUUCCUUCAUUGAAAGUUACGAAGGACAGACGCUCGAACAUUUUUACGCCCAUCCGUUAGCCACCCGCAUGUUAAUUACUUCGAAGCUAAUAAAAGCGGCAUUUAGAUUUACCGAUGGAAUUCAUGGAUUUCGUAUCUACCUUACCGACAUUAAUCCAGACAACGUGGUAGUGGACGUUGAAAACGGCGGCAGAAACGUUCGGGUCUCCAUUGUUGAUCUAGAUAAUGUCAUCAUAUUGGAUAGCCGGUCUAAAACAUUUUCUACUCGUCAUAACACAUAUCACGUGCAUGGUAGAAUCGAAUGCAAUGGAUGUUUCGCCUACGUUCAGGAAGAUGUUUGUCGUUACUCGAACAGCGACUUGAAUUUCUUUGCUACAUGUCAGUUAUUGUUAGAAAAUGUAAACGGAAGACACGCCGCAGGACUGCUUCAUAAUGAUCAUAGUAAAGGAUUAGAUCAACCAAUGUUGCCACACCGUGAUGAAGCUGUACAAAAUCUACACAAUCUUCUGGAGGAGUGCGUUCACUGUCAACCACCUAACUGCCGAAACAGAUCGCUCAUUUUACAGGAUGUACUAGACAUCAUAGACCGGACAGUACCGCAAUUAUAAUCUAUUAUUUCAUACUCUUUCCUGUAUUAUUGUUGCGUUUUCCACGGAACUGACGAUCCGUACGUUCGUCUUCCUCCAUAGCCUGCACCUUUUGUAUAUAUUCUCGUAAUUCUUUCAGCUCACACAAAGCUUUCUUCGUAAGGUUGCCUUCCGGUGUGGUUGGAUGCUCGAAAACUAACAUACCAACAGCUUCCUUUAAGGCACUUUCGGCUAACUGUAGACGUUCCUGUACAAUAAAAUGAAAAUAUAAAGGAAUUAUGUAAGCAUUCAUCAAUAUGUUACCCAAGCAGAUAACACCGUACCAGCAGUUCAGGAGUUUUAAUUUCCCCUGUGUCAUGGUUGCGGCGUGAUAGAUCAACAAGCGCUGCGUGAUAUUCGUAUAGACCAAUGCCAGUAAGUCGCGAUAUUCCCGGGUCCAAUACACGCAGAACCUGUAGCAUCUCCUCACAUAGUUCUAGCUUACGUUUUAGUGCUUGGCGAGGGACGUUUUGCAAAUCGUAGGACAUACACAUACUGCGAAGCUCUCCGGCAAGGCUUUGCUUCGCUUCCAGCACGAGCGAA
Molecule: messenger RNA, 1944 nt
Organism: Anopheles moucheti
Lineage: Eukaryota; Metazoa; Arthropoda; Insecta; Diptera; Culicidae
Exons: 4
Coding region: 139-1383 (414 amino acids)
Source: RefSeq, a predicted model, not a curated record